AUGUACGCAUGGAUCGUCCUCCGCCUCUUCCAGGCCAUCGACGCCCACAGCGGCUACGACUUCCCCUGGAGUCUGCGCCACUUCCUCCCCUUCUGGGCCGGCGCCGACCACCAUGACCUCCACCACGAGAAGUUCAUCGGCAACUACGCCUCCAGCUUCCGCUGGUGGGACUACUGCCUCGACACCGAGGCCGGCCUCGAGGCCCACAGGAAGCGCCGCGAGAAGAAGCUCAAGGCCAUCAAGGCUCAGAAGUCCCAGUAA
Colletotrichum spaethianum is the source of this 261-nucleotide messenger RNA. Its product is annotated as methylsterol monooxygenase. The transcript has a single exon. The coding region runs from base 1 to 261 and encodes 86 amino acids. Gene Ontology annotation, molecular function: C-4 methylsterol oxidase activity; iron ion binding. Gene Ontology annotation, biological process: ergosterol biosynthetic process. Lineage: Eukaryota; Fungi; Ascomycota; Sordariomycetes; Glomerellales; Glomerellaceae. The record is from RefSeq and is a predicted model, not a curated record.